GGUCACUAUGGUCAUUUUGGUCAAUGCAGUAGAAUAGCACUCCAACACGCUUCCACCAAAGCCGGUCCAAAAUUUCCGAGAAGCUCCGACAUUUAAAUUAAAUUAUAAUUUCAAUUGCGCCUUCGAGGAAGAAGAAGAUAAUCGAAGAAAGCCCCCAAAAUCAAACCUCCUUAGGUCUCCUUCCCAAGUCGAAGGAGAACGGGUACAGCUCACAUUCUUAAAUAUUAUCAAGUGUUUGUUAGUACCUGCUCUCCUCCGACCUAAAUCAACCACUGGUGGAUAUUAACGAUUUAGUCUGGGAGCUACGUGGGAUAGUUCUAUUUAAAGGGUUUCAUCUCGACUGUUGUUUUUUGGGUUGGAGUAUUGAUAAAUUUUGUCAAUUUCCUGAUGGGCAUUGAUGAAUUUGAUAUAGAUUCAUGGGGGCAAUCAUACAAUUGAAGGGGCUUUGAUUAUUCGACCUGUGUGGUUAGUUUAUCAUCAUUUGUUGAUGUAUCUUGUCGUUAUUGGGGAAGAGGAUCGGCUUGUGAACAUACCCUAUACAAUUCCGGGUGUUCUCGGGCCAUCGUGUCUGCCUUUUGAACAAAAGGAUUUCUCAUUCUGUCCCCCGCGAGAUAGAUGGGAUAAAGAGUUCUUCAAACUGCAGGGUGGAUAAUUGAUUGUAUCGAAUUCAUAGUUUUGGUUUGAGAACUUGGUUUGAGUAGGAAUAAUUUGAGAUGGGUUCUUCGCAAGGGUCUUCUUUGUCCACAAAUGUGGCGGGUUUUGUUGAUGGGUCUUCUGCUCAUAGGGAAGUUUCAUUCAUUGAUAGUAUGCCCAUCUAUGUCAAGGAGCUAAUUGCUGGAGGUGCUGCUGGAGCAUUUGCCAAGACGACAGUUGCUCCUCUGGAACGAAUCAAAAUACUCUUGCAGACAAGAACAGAAGGGUUCCACUCUCUUGGGGUGUGUCAAUCUUUGAAGAAGUUGCUGAAGCAUGAGGGUGUUUUAGGAUUUUAUAAAGGAAAUGGAGCUAGCGUCAUUCGUAUUAUUCCAUAUGCAGCCUUACAUUUCAUGACAUAUGAGCAGUAUCGUUGUUGGAUUUUAAAUAACUUCUCUGCCUUAGGAACGGGGCCUGUUGUAGAUCUUUUAGCUGGUUCAGCAUCUGGAGGAACAGCAGUUUUAUGCACAUAUCCUUUAGAUUUGGCUCGUACUAAACUUGCCUACCAGGUUGCGGACACACGAGGAAGUUUUGGUAAUGUUACGAGAAGUUUUCACACCCAGCCUCAAUAUAGUGGCAUAAGAAAUGUAUUAGGAAGUGUAUACAAAGAGGGAGGAGUACGUGGGCUGUAUCGGGGUGUAGGACCAACACUCAUUGGCAUCCUUCCUUAUGCUGGUCUGAAGUUUUACAUCUAUGAGGAACUCAAAAGGCAUGUACCUGAAGAGCACCAAAAAUCCAUUGUGAUGCGUCUUUCUUGUGGAGCUCUAGCUGGCUUAUUUGGGCAGACCCUCACAUAUCCUUUGGAUGUUGUCAGGAGGCAGAUGCAGGUUGAACAUCUGCAGCCUUCAAUGCAAGGUGGUGCUAGAUACCGUAGCACAUUGGAUGGGCUUACCACUAUUAUCCGGAAUCAAGGAUGGAGGCAAUUGUUUGCUGGCCUCAGCAUAAACUUUAUUAAGAUCGUUCCUAGUGUAGCAAUUGGUUUCACGGCAUAUGACUCGAUGAAGUUUUGGCUUCGGAUACCACCCCGGCAGAAAUCACAAUCAGUAUCCGCUGCAUAAAAUCCAAGACUAAAUACAUGCAUCAUUACAAUUGAGAACACUUCUGAAUCCUGUAGUAUCAUGAUAUUAGUACUAUAUUUGUAUUAGAGAUAGAAAAUGACUGAGUUCUAUAUAUACGUUAGUGAUUGAUAAUGGUUCUCUUUCUCCUCAGGGAGAUGCAGAAAUAGUACUUCAAGAUCCAUUACGUGUCCAAAAGGUGUUUUGUUCUUCCUGGCAUUGUUAUUUUGGCACAAAUAUUUUUGGUUCUUAAAAAGAAACAGUCCGAGAAUGUUCAAUUGUCCGAAAUGAAUUUCUUUAUUUGCGGAUUUAUAAAAAACAUCAAGUUCAUAAAAA
Messenger RNA from Cornus florida, 2081 nucleotides. RefSeq names its product mitochondrial carrier protein CoAc1. The record is from RefSeq and is a predicted model, not a curated record. Gene Ontology annotation, biological process: transmembrane transport. The coding region runs from base 714 to 1748 and encodes 344 amino acids. Lineage: Eukaryota; Viridiplantae; Streptophyta; Magnoliopsida; Cornales; Cornaceae. The transcript has 8 exons.